Messenger RNA from Opisthocomus hoazin, 1697 nucleotides. It is a transcript of the gene WBP1L, whose product is annotated as WW domain binding protein 1 like. The record is from RefSeq and is a predicted model, not a curated record. NCBI's taxonomy places the organism in Eukaryota, Metazoa, Chordata, Aves, Opisthocomiformes, Opisthocomidae.
AUGCCUUUCCUCCUGGGUCUCAGACAGGACAAGGAAACCUGCAUGGGUGUCAACAAUCAAAGUUACAUAUGUGAAACGGGCCACUGUUGUGGACAAUCCCAGUGUUGCAACUACUACUAUGAACUCUGGUGGUUUUGGCUGGUGUGGACCAUCAUCAUCAUCCUCAGCUGCUGUUGUGUUUGCCAUCACCGACGCACCAAGCAUCGUCUGCAGGCCCAGCAGCGGCAACACGAGAUCAACCUGAUCGCUUACCGGGAAGCCCAUAACUACUCAGCCCUGCCGUUUUAUUUCCGGUUUUUGCCAAAUUAUUUACUACCUCCCUACGAGGAAGUGGUGAACCGACCGCCGACCCCCCCGCCACCAUACAGUGCCUUACAUCAGCAGUGCGUCCCAGCAGGCAGCAGUAGCACAGUCCCGGACACGCCAAGAAACCUGGCACAGAGCAGCUCGGCAGCGCCCAGCGGCAAUAACAGCAGUACUGACGGCACCGGGUCCCUCGGCCUCAGGGACCCCGAGCCCUCCACUGCCACACUGGUCGAGCGAGCAGUUACCAAAAUGCAAAGCGUCGAGCCUAGCGGUACCAGCACGGGAGCCGAGCUCGUGGAGAGGGCCGGUCCUGAGAAGGAUACAGAGUGCAAGGAGGGACUGCUGAAAGGUUACAGCUCUGAGAGCUUGGAGCAGAGCAGCGCCAUUCCUGACGCCAAGGACAAGACGCCGGGCAGGCAGCGCCGUUUCACCGGCGACUCAGGCAUCGAAGUCUGCGUAUGCAACCGGGGCCAUCACGACGACGACCUCAAGGAGUUGGACGGGCUCAUUGACGAUGCUCUGGACGGGCCCCUGGACUUCUGCGACAGCUGCAGCGGCCGCCCGCAUGGGGACGAGGAGGAAGGGCUUUUUAACGCUGCGGAAGAGCAGCACCGCGAACACAGCCACCACCACCUGCCCCGGCAGCCGGUGUGUGUACUCUUGAACACAAUAAAUGAGCAGGACUCUCCAAACUCUCGUACCAGUAACUCCCCCAGCUAAGGUGGCAGAGCAGAAGGGAGAAUCGGGGGAAAAACAACACAGAAAUAAAAGUGAAAUAACAGGAUUAAAACUUUAACAGGAGGAAAAGGUGAUAGAACUUUCUUUUUUUUAGUUUAUUUUUUCUUUCUCCCCCUCCAAUAUAAUUCGGGGAGUAAGCCCCGAAGGCCUGGCUUGCGGGGGACAGGUCGCUCUGGGUUUUGUUAAUCGUGUCCGUCCUGCUCCGUGGGGCAGGGACUGGUGUUUCUCAAUGAGACCUUCUAACGAAUGGAACUUUUCCAAUGGUGAUUUUGGUGAUGGUUAUUAUGAGUUUGUUGGUUUUAGUUUUCCAGAACACUGCUUUAUCUCGCAAUCAGUAAAGCUCAGCAAAUCUCACCCUGGGAGGAUACGAAAUCACCAUAAGGCUGCAACCUCCAGGUGUCUUCCCAGAAGCAAGCAGCUUCUGACAGUGCCGGCAGUCAGUAGCCCAAGAGUUCUGGUUUGAUAUAGUGCUCUUGAGGCAUUGGGGAUUUCUUUUCUUGUCUCUCUUUUUUUUUUUUUUUUUGGUGAUAAGUUUUCUCGAAGCUGAUGAAUGCCUGAACACAUCAGCCCUAUAAUCUCUGGUGCUUCAGUGUUUAAGACAGCAGGUAGGAAAUUUCCCACUUGAAGCUGGUGACUGAAGGACCAGUUUCUUC